Vicia villosa (hairy vetch) is the source of this 9872-nucleotide messenger RNA. RefSeq lists its product as uncharacterized. NCBI's taxonomy places the organism in Eukaryota, Viridiplantae, Streptophyta, Magnoliopsida, Fabales, Fabaceae. The coding region runs from base 311 to 9340 and encodes 3009 amino acids. The transcript has 9 exons. The record is from RefSeq and is a predicted model, not a curated record.
CUCUUGCUUUCUCUGUUGUUGCUCGAUUAGACACUUAACCAAAGAGAAAAUAACGCUUGCGUGCUUGCGUCUGCGUUUAGAUCUCAAACGCGCUGUGUGCUACCACCACCACCAUCUCACACAAAAAAACUGAGAGAAAAAAAGUAAUGAAUGAAUCGUUGAACCACCCUCGCCUCGAAUGAAACCCUCUACGACGUCGUCUCACUCCUCUCCCCAAGCCUCGAUCAAGGAUAAGAAGAGGAUCUGAAUUAUGAAGCAGGAUUAGAGUGUGGUGAUUACGGUGGGUAGCAAGAACGGAGUGGAUCGGAAAAUGGACAAGAGUAAGAGCCGUACCGAUCUACUCGCAGCUGGCAAAAAAAAGCUCCAACAAUAUCGUGAGAAGAAGGAUAAUAAAGAUAGUAAAGGUGGUAGUAGCCGUGGGAAAUCAUCAAAAAAGUCUUCCAAACAUCAGCUACCUGAGUCUGAUGCUGAUGCUGCCAGUGUUACCUCUACAGGAUCGUCUCAGGUUACUGAUGGAAAUAUUGAAACCAACAGUGAUUUCAAUGUUGUUAUCACUGAACCAAUAGAAUCACAAUCUUUGGGAAGCUCAACAGCCGCUGACAAUGUUGAUCCAUCUGUUGAUUCUUCAUCAGUGGGCAAGACAUCUGAUACAGGUGAGGAAACUGAUUUGGAUUCUAAUGCUAAGUUGGCACUUCAGGGUCGUGGGGUCUAUGAGAAGGAUUCUGAACUGUCUGCCGAAGAUCAAGGAGGGAGUUCUCAGAAUAUUGGUGCUAAUGUGACAAAAGAUGUGUCUUUUACAAGUUCGUUGGCUCCUGACAAUGUUGAUCCAUCUUUUGAUUCAUCAUCAGUGCCCAUGACGUAUGAUACAAGCCAGGAAACUGAAUUGGGUUCUAGUGCUAAGUUAGCACUUGAGGAUCAUGGAGUCCAUGAGAACGAUUCUGAAUUGUCAGCCCAAGAUCAAGGGGGAAGCUCUCAGAAUGCUGGCGGUGAUGUAGCGGAAGACGUUUUGUUGAGAACUUCAAAUAGUGAAGGAGGAACAACAUACGAUCAUGCAUCCAAGCCUGUUGCUCUUUUGUCCCCACAUGCUUCUACUUCAACUGCUGUGGAUGAGUCUAUCACAGUUGAAAAAGAGAGUGAAAAAAGUGAAAGGUCGUUGCCUUUAUCUGAAGAUACUUCCAACACAUCUGUGGUGCAAACGAGAGAAGAUCAGGUAACAAAUUUAGGGGCAAUGCAGGAAGCUGAUGAUUUGGAUAUGGCGAAAUCUUGUCAAAGCACUCAUGCAAUUAUAGAUGAUCAAAAGGAGAUUCCUUUGUUUGAAGCCAGUGAGAGUGGUCAAUCUCCUUCAGGAUUUGCUUUGGAGAAUACUAUAAUUGAGGAGGCAUCUCACGAAGCGGAACAACUAGACAGGCCAGUUGAAUUAUUCUCCCCUCUUGAAGACAUUGUGUCAGAUAAGAAUUCGGGUUCUGAUAAAGGCCAGCAAGAUGAUGAUUUUGCAACUGUAGGGACUUCAAUGAAAAAUUUGGAGAGAGAAACAUUACCAGGUUCAUCUAAUGAUGAAAUAAUUCUUCAGUCUAAUCAAGAGCAGAUAAGCAAGGGAGUCCUUAGUGGACAGGAUGUAGCGCUUCAUGAGGGGCUUAACCAGCAAUUUACUCUUGUUGGAUCUGCAGCUGAUGAUUCCACUCACAAGUUGUCAACCAGAGCUUCGACCAAAUUGUUUGACCUCUCUCCUGUUUUUGAUGCGAGCUCAGUUAAUCUUUUGCAGUUAGCUGAAUUUAUAAGAGGGCUUAAUGAAAAAGAGUAUCAGUUUCUGCUCAAGGCAAGAGGAGCAUAUUCUGAUCCUGAUCCAUUAACCAGUAGUUCAGUUCAACCAGAUCAUGACUUUUCAGAAGCGUUUCAGAGACUAAAAGAAGAAUUGUUUCUUGCUCAUAUGAUGCAAAAUAUUUUCAGUAUGCAGCUAGCUGAACAACUGGACCUCCAAUCGGAAUCUGAUUAUCACCGUGACCAGUUGAUUGGUGAACUAUCACAGCUCCAUGAUUCACGCAAUGAAGUUAAUGAGAACAAUCAACGGCUUAAUGAAGAACUUGCUAACUGCCGUGUAGAACUACAGAAUAAUUCUAGCAAGAGUGUGGAACUACAGAACCAAUUUGAUACUGCAAUGACAGGGAUUGAAGCUCUUUCUGCCAGAGUAGUUGAGCUACAGAUUAAUUUUGAAAUGUCUCAGAAAGAUUCAUUGGAUCUAUCCACCGAGUUGGCCGACUGCAGAAGUUUGAUCUCAAGUUUACAGGAUGAAAAGAAGGGUGUGAACGAAACUCUUGAUUUGAUGAUUUCUGAGAAAAAUAAACUUGCAGAGGAGAAGGAGUUUAACCUCUGUGAAAGUCAGAAGCUGACAACUGAAUUGUCUUGCUUAAAGAGUUCAAUGGAAGCGGUAGAAGUUGAAAAUUCCAACUUAAUUGACAGGAUCUCUUUGGUGACUGAAGAGAGCAAUACGUUCAAAGCAGAAAUCAAGCAUCUCUUGCAAGAGAUCGAUAGAAUUUCAUUAGAUUUGGUUGAAAAUAAAGAUUUGGUGGCAAUUCUACAGAACGAAAAUUCCAAUUUAAAUGGGAACCUUGCAUUGUCAGUUGAUAAGAUUAAAAAUCUGGAAGAUGAGAAUCAAUCUGUUGUUCUUGAGAAUCAAAGGCUCACUUCUCAGAUUAUUUCCAUACAAGAACAAUUAUCUAUAGAAAAGGGAGAACGAAUGAGAUUUGAAGAUGACCUUAAAGAAGCCACAACGCACUUGGAAAAUCUUUCCAAGGAAAAUGUAUCACUUAAUAGCACUUUAGAUGAGCACAAGUUUAAAAUCGAAGAAAUUGCAGUUACUAAAGAUUCUCGGCAGAUAGGUCAGGGGCUAGAUGAUGGUGCAACUAGGGGACCAUUUGAAAAUAUACGUGAACAAGAAAUUUUCAAUGAUUCUCUUGGGUUUGUUUCUUUGAAGACUGAUUUGAAUGAGGUGGAGAAUGUUUUGGUGAAGCUUGAAAAGGCAAUUGAUAAGUUGCAUUCUCAAUCACUAAUCUCUGGCAGGACUACUGAGAAAGUUUCUUCACCUGUGGUAUCAAAAUUGAUACAGGCUUUUGAACCAAAAGUAAAUGAAACUGAGCACGAGGUAGAGAUAAGUGUUUCAACUGAUGUUCAGUCACAAUCAAACUCACUCAUUAUGUUAACUGAAGAGCAAGUAGGAAACUUGAGAAAAUUGCUAUCAAAGUGGAAGCUGGAUGUUCAAAAUGCAGAUUUGUUGUUCAAGGGGGAACGAGAUGGUAGGAAAAUUGGGGAUGCAAAGUACGGCGAUCUUGAGGACCAGUUUGAAGGAUUGAAGCAACAUUGUUCAGAUUUGGAAGCAUCUAACAUCGAACUUGCAGUUCAAUAUGAAACAGUUAAACAACUUCUGGGCGACAUUCAAGAAAAGAAAUGUGAUCUUGAGGAAAUCUGUGAAGCUCUAAAGCAAGAAGAUAUUCACCUCAAAGCCAAAAAUAAUGAACUCUAUGACAAGCUUGGAUAUUGUCAUUCAAAAUUGAUUGAAUUGGUUACUGAAAUGAAUGAUGUGAAACUAAGUUCGAAUGAGAUGGCUUCUGUUAUUGGCAGUCAGCUGGAAAUUUUGCAGAAGGAGGUGACAGAGAGGGCGGUGCUACUUGAGCAAGGCUGGAAUACUACUAUUGAUGAGAUUGUUAAGUUAGUUGCGAAGCUGAAUGAAUCAGUUGGGGAAGCAUCACAUACAAUGGUCUCUUAUGACACCCAUGAUAGCGUGCAUAUCAGUCGUUGGUUAGAUGCUUCUGUUAGUGCUGCCACUGAAAUGAUUUUUGGUCUGCAAAAGAAACUUGAGGCUUCUAAAGCAGAUCAUGAAAUAAUCUCCAGUUCACAUAAAGAAAUGACCACGAAAUGUGAUCAUCUGCUUGAGAGGAAUGAAAUGGCUAUCGAUGUACUACAUAAAAUAUACAGUGACAUGAGGAAACUUAUGUUGAGGAGUGGUUGGUCUUUGGAUGAAGAUAAGAUAGAUGAUCAAAGUGAGGCACUGCCUGAUUUACUGAAUUAUAAUAACUACGAGACAAUCAUGAAGCAUUUGGGGGAUAUAUUGAUUGAAAAGCUGGAAUUGGAGUCUGUUACCAAUAAGAUGAAGUCAGAGUUGGUGCACAAGGAAACUGAAUAUGAAGAAUUGAAGAUAAAGUGUCUUGGUUUAGAUUCUGUUGGAAAGCUAGUUAAUGAUGUUGCAGGGGCACUGCAUGUGGAAACUCCGAAUAUUGAAAUAAACACAUCGCCCCUUUUGCACUUAGAUUCAUUAGUGUCUAGUCUUGUACAGAAAACCAAAGAGGCUGAAAUCCAGAGUCACGCCACUAAAGAAGUCGAUGGAUCUAAGGAGAUGGAAUUGGAUGAACUGAAAGAAAAAAUGCAUUAUCUAGACAUGCUGCGUCUUGAGAAUGAAAAUGAAAUCUUUCUCCUAAAGGAAAGCUUACAUCAAGCUGAGGAAGCUCUUUCUACUGCACGUUCUGAAUUGCGUGAGAAAGCAAAUGAACUCAACCAUUCAGAGCAACGAGUGUCCUCCAUCCGGGAGAAACUCGGCAUAGCUGUUGCCAAGGGAAAAGGAUUAGUUGUACAGCGGGAUGGCCUCAAGCAGUCCCUAGCUGAGACAUCUACUGAAUUGGAGAGAUGCUCGCAAGAGUUGAAGUUGAAAGAUACAAGACUUCACGAGCUUGAAACAAAACUUAAGAUCUAUUCAGAGGCUGGUGAACGCGUGGAAGCCCUGGAAUCUGAACUUUCAUAUAUUCGUAAUUCAGCUAAUGCCUUGAGAGAGUCAUUUCUGCUCAAAGAUUCAAUGCUUCAGAGGAUAGAAGAGGUUUUGGAAGACCUAGAUCUGCCCGAGCAGUUUCAUUCAAGUGAUAUAAUAGAGAAGAUUGAUUGGUUGGUUAGGUCAGUUGUUGGCAACUCAUUGCCCAUGAAUGACUGGGAGCAGAAAGAUUUUGCAGGAGAACAUUCAUACUCUGAUGCUGGUAAUGCUGUCACAGAAUCUUGGAAAGAUGAUAGUCAGCUACAACCAGAUUCAGGGGACGAUGCAGGUAGACGUUCAUACUCUGAUGCUGGUUUUGUUGUCACAGAUUCGUGGAAAGAUGAUAGUCAGCUACAACCUGAUUCUGAGGGUGAUUUUCAAAAAAACUUUGAAGAGUUGCAGAGUAAAUACUAUGGGCUGGCUGAGCAAAAUGAAAUGCUGGAGCAGUCAUUGAUGGAAAGAAACAGCUUAGUUCAGAGAUGGGAGGAGCUUGUAGACAAGAUUGACAUGCCUUCACAUUUGCGGUCUAUGGAGAUGGAAGGUAGGAUUGAAUGGGUAGGAAGAGCACUUGCCGAGGCUAAUCAUCAUGUAGAUUCUCUGCAGCUGAAGAUUGAAAGAUAUGAAAGCUAUUGUGGAUUGCUAAAUACUGAUCUGGAAGAGUCUCAGAGGAGAGGGUCCACUCUUCAAGAAGACCUUAAAGCCUACACAUCGGAGAGAGAGCACCUUUCUGAAAAAAUAGAGGCUCUGAGACAUGAAUGUGAGAAACUAUCAGUGCAGACAAGGGGAGCUGAACUUGAGAAGGAAAAUCUGCACGCAGAAAUGACUAGUUUGAAGGAUCAGUUGGAGCAGAAAGCUGAAAUUGAAGAACAUAUUUUCACCAUCGAUGGCAAGAUAAAAAAGUUACAAGACUUAGUUGGCGAUGCCUUGCCAGAAUCUGAAACAGAAUAUCUGGUUUCUGAUGAUGCAAAUAUUGAUUCUUUGGAAGAAUUGCUGAGAAAGCUUAUAGAAAAUCAGAGACAUGAAUGCGAGAAACUGUCAGUGCAGACAAGGGGAGCUGAACUAGAGAACGAAAAUCUGCACGCAGAAAUGACUAGUUUGAAGGAUCAGCUGGAGCAGAAAGCUGAAAUUGAAGAACAUAUUUUAGCCCUCGAUGGCAAGAUAAAAAAGUUACAAGACUUAGUUGGUGAUGCCUUGUCAGAAUCUAAAACAGAAUAUCUGGUUUCUGAUGGUGCAAAUAUUGAUUCUUUGGAAGAAUUGCUGAGAAAGCUUAUAGAAAAUCAGAGACAUGAAUGCGAGAAACUAUCAGUGCAGACAAGGGGAGCUGAACUAGAGAACAAAAAUCUGCAUGCAGAAAUGACUAGUUUGAAGGAUCAGCUGGAGCAGAAAGCUGAAAUUGAAGAACAUAUUUUAACCAUCGAUGGCAAGAUAAAAAAGUUACAAGACUUAGUUGGCAAUGCCUUGUCAGAAUCUGAAACAGAAUAUCUGGUUUCUGAUGGUGCAAAUAUUGAUUCUUUGGAAGAGUUGCUGAGAAAGCUUAUAGAAAAUCAUGCUAGUCUUUUAUCAAAGAAAUCUAUGCGUGAUGUUGUACUUGAUGGACAUCAUUCACUAAAUGACGAUGCUACUCUUCAUGAGGAAAAAAGUAUUGAUAUGCAUGAUAAGGAUCAAGCGGAUAUUGAUAGAUACAAGAAAGAUCUGGAGGCAGCUUUGAGCGAAUUGGAGCAUUUGAAGGAGGAGGGAGGGAGAAAUUUGGAAAAGCAAAUAUCUCUAUCAGGUGAAGUUGAAGCUCUGAGUAAAAGAACUGAGGAGUUGCAAGAGCUUCUUCAUCAGGAAGAGCAGAAAUCUGCUUCUGCAAGAGAGAAAUUAAAUGUUGCAGUCAGGAAAGGGAAGUCAUUGCUGCAACAAAGAGACAGUCUAAAACAAACCAUUGGAGAGAUGAAUGUUGAGAUGGAGCACUUGAAAUCUGAGAUCAACAAACGAGAACACACUAUUGCAGAGCAUGAACAGAAGAUGAGGCAGUUAUCAACCUACCCAGAUAGGUUAGAAGCGCUUGAAUCUGAGAGUUCUCUUCUGAAGCAUCGUUUGGAAGAAACUGAACACCAUUUGCAGGAGAAAGAGUAUUCGUUGAAACUGAUUUUGAACAAGCUAGGUGAGAUUGAUGUUGCAGGUGAAGGUCAAAUAAUUGAUCCGGUGAAGAAGGUGGAAUGGAUUGGAAAACUGUGUUCUGAUCUCCAUAAUUCCGUCGCUUCCUUGGAACAGGAAUCCACGAAAUCCAAAAGAGCAUCAGAACUCCUGUUGGCAGAGUUGAAUGAGGUUCAAGAAAGGAAUGAUAGUUUUCAGGAGGAACUUGCUAAGGUGGCUGAUGAACUUGUGGAUCUCAGAAGAGAAAGGGAUUCAGCGGAGGCUGCCAAACUGGAAGCUCUUUCACAUGUUGAAAAGUUGUCUACAUUACAUGAGGAAGAAAAACAGACCCAUUUUUAUGAGCUCGUGGAAUUAAAAUCUAGCAUGAACCAAGUCUGGAAAGGCUUUGGUGAGGUUCAGAAUUUACUGGCCAAGGCUUUUUUCACUGAUUUGGAAUCUUUUCGGAAUGUGGAAGUUGGUCUUGAGUUGUGUAUGAAAGGAUACAAUGCUCCAAAUGUGGUGGAUUCAUCUUCCGGCGAAGAACGUGAUGGUAUUUUACUCAAGUUUCCUGAUAAUAAGACGAGCUCUGCGUAUGCAGAUUCUUGGUCAGAAUUUGGCACAAUUGACCAAUAUAAUGAUAAUACCAUUAUUGAAAAUUUUCAUCUCCUUGGGCAUAAAUUGCAAGAGUUUUUGGUGGAGGUCAGCUCUCUUAAGGAAAGAAUACACAUGCACUCCAGUUCGGCACGGGAGCAAGACAAAACUCUGUCGAUACUAAUGACAAAUAUUCAGAGAGAAAUUACUUCCCAAAGAGAAUCUUUUGAAAAGAUAAAGACAGAAGUUAGUAAACGAGAUCUGCAACUUAUUGCAUUGCGUGGGAAUGUUGCUCGCCUUUAUGAAUCAUGCAACAAUUCUGUCACUGUACUAGAGAACGGAAAAACUGAAUUGCUUGGAGAAAAGGUAGAAUUUCCAGAUCAAGAGAUUAACUUGAAAACUCCGUCAUUUGAUGAUGAAAUAUCCGAGGAAUGUGUUAAAACCCUGGCUGAUAGACUGUUGUUGGCUGCAAAUGGAUUCGCUAGCAUAAAAACCGAAUUUUUAGAUGCUAAUCAAAAGGAAAUGAAGGCUACUGUAACAAAUUUACAGAGGGAGCUUCAGGAAAAGGAUGUUCAAAGAGACAUAAUUUGUGCAGACCUGGUAAAACAGAUUAAAGAUGCUGAAGCUGCUGCAAAAAGUUACUCUCAAGAACUUCAAUCUCUUAGGAUGGAGGAGCAUGAUUUGAAAAAACAGGUAGAAGUGAUUGAGGGAGAAAAGAAGAUACUUGAGCAGAGAAUCAAGGAGCUGCAGGAUAGGCUAGGGAUUGCAGCAGAACUAGAGGAUAAAGUAAGAUCUCAGACUGGUUUGCUGGCUGCCAAAGACCAAGAAAUUGAAUCCUUAAUGCAUGCACUUGACGAGGAAGAGAUACAAAUGGAAGAACUGACAAAGAAAAAUGCAGAACUUGAAAAGACUGUUCAACAAAAGAAUCAAGAGGUUGAGAACCUUGAAUCUUCUCGUGGUAAAGUUAUGAAAAAGCUUUCCAUAACCGUAAGCAAGUUUGAUGAACUUCACCACCUAUCUGCAAAUCUCCUUUCUGAGAUUGAAAAGCUUCAAUCGCAAUUGCAAGAAAAAGAUUCCGAAAUUUCUUUCUUAAGGCAAGAGGUUACGCGAUGCACUAAUGAUGAUCUCCGUGCAUCACAACUGAACAACCAGAGAAGUCUGGAUGAGAUCGUUGAGUUCUUUAUGUGGGUUGACACAAUUGUAUCUCAAGAUGGGAUGGAUGAUAUACCUCCUGAUAUGAAGAGUGAUGCUCAGGUUCACCAGUACAAAGAAAUACUUCAGAAGAAGUUGAUGUCUUUAAUAUCAGAGUUAGAGAAUCUAAGGGAAGUUACAGAAAGCAGGGAUGAAAUGUUGCAAGCAGAAAAGAGUAAAGUAGCAGAGUUGAACCAUAAAGCAGAGACACUUGAGAAGUCCUUGCGUGAGAAAGAAUCACAAUUGAAUUUGCUUGAUGGUGUGGAAGAAACAGGAAAGGGAAUUGCCUCAAGCUCAGAAAUUGUGGAGGUAGAACCAGUGAUAAAUGAAUGGACAACAACAGGGACAUUUGUUACACCUCAAGUUCGCAGUUUGCGCAAGGGCAAUAGCGAUUAUGUUGCCAUUGCUGUUGAUGAAGAUCCUGGUAGUACUAGUAGGAUAGAAGAUGAAGAUGACGACAAGGUUCAUGGUUUCAAAUCACUCACAUCAUCCAAAAUUGUCCCAAGAUUUACGAGACCUGUAACUGACUUGCUUGAUGGCCUGUGGGUUUCUUGCGAUCGAACUUUAAUGAGACAACCAGUUUUGCGGCUUGGAAUUAUAAUUUAUUGGACCAUAAUGCAUGCACUCCUUGCUUUCUUUGUUGUCUGAUGUUCUGAGUUGGCUUUGUAUAAUUAAUUGGCCUUAAAAUCCUAAGCAAGGCAUAGGAGGUGCCAUUUAUAGAUUGGAAAGUUUGAAAAAGGAUUCAGUUUAGUUGUACAGUGUCUUCCUUCAACUUGCUUCUUCCUGUUGUGGUUCAGCUAUUAUAAACAAUAAGAAAAUAAAGAUGCAGCUGCUAGAAAGGAUACCGGGCUGCAAUGACGAAAAUAUGUGAAAGCAGAUUGCUCAAUAUUUGAAGAGCAAAGGAUGAAGAGCCUGCUACAUAAAACACUAGGAGGUUUGUUUUUACAAAGAACCUGAUGCGUUUUACAUUGAACAGAAGAUCAAUACUGUGACUGUUUUUUUAAGGGAAAGCAAAUUUUGGGUCGUUCAUGUGAACUGGAUAAAUGACUAGUUAGGUAUAGAAAAAACGUAAUUCUUUUGUAAGUUUUUUCUCCCUACUUAGGCAUAAGAAACUUAAGUUGCCAUUCUUUUUUCAUGGUAUAUUAUAUCAAUCAUAUCAAUAUUAUGAUUUUUUUUGGCA